GACCACCUUGCGUAUGGAAGUAUGGCGGCUCCAGCGAUACAACUGCUCCUCGGACAAAGUUUAUUGCUCAGGAUUUCCCGUGAGAGCGAUGAAUAGGUACGCGAACCGGGGGGACGGCGAAUGUAAACGGAGGGAAGGACUUCCGGAAAGAGUCGUCGGCCUCUGGCCGGCUGAGGUCCCUCGAGCUCCCCUCGCCGCCUCGAUUGAAGCGCUUUCGGUCCGGGUACCACAUGAGAAGAAACUCCACAAGACGGGAAGAAGGGACGCGGAAGUUUAGCAAACGCACUGAGCACGCCGAACUCUCCUCUCCUCAACGUGUGGCGUCCGCACAUGUGUUUUUAAAGACUUUUCUUUCCGAGGGCACUUAUCCGCGCGUGUCCAUAGCGACCCAGCGAGGACCAACUGUUGAGGGGUCGAUGUACAUUUCAAGGCUCCUGCGCCGCGUACCAGCACCACCAGCUACCGUCGGUUAGCCUCCAUGGCUAGCUUCAACAUUAGCCCCUGGUCGCGAUCUAACCCACUGUAUAAGCGUUUCAAUGUUACUUUGAAAUGCCCUUCUUUGACCUCUGAAGCCCUCAGGAUCCAUUAAUGCCAAAUAAACUGAGACAUACUGGAGUGACACGGAUCUGCACAGCUGACCCGCGGGACCCAUACUCCAGGAGAGGACGGACCAAGCCGGGAAAAGGGCUCCCGGUCUUCUCCCGAUCCCGUCCCUACUUGGUGGCCAACUUUUGGAAGGUGACCAACUCCAGUCCAGUUUGGAGAGUCCCGGCUGCGGCCUGGCACCCUGCCCUUAUGGGGCAGCAGCCGGGGAAGUUUGUCGGGGACCAGAGGAGACCUAGUCUGCCGGCCUUCAUCCGAGGUGGAAGGAGAGAGUCCUCGCGCCAUGGCACCCAGCCCUGUAACGUUUUUGUUGUGCACGAAGCUCUCCAGAGACCAGACUUUGACAGUCAGGGUCUGACCGACGCGGCACGCUGGAACUCCAAAGAGAACCUGUUGGCUGGACCCAGCGAGAAUGACCCCAACCUCUUCGUCGCACUCUAUGAUUUCGUGGCCAGCGGCGACAACACGCUCAGCAUUACGAAAGGAGAGAAGCUACGUGUGCUGGGCUACAACCACAACGGCGAGUGGUGCGAGGCACAGACCAAGAACGGCCAGGGUUGGGUGCCGUCCAACUACAUCACCCCUGUCAACAGCUUGGAGAAGCACAGCUGGUACCAUGGGCCCGUGUCACGCAACGCCGCCGAGUACCUGCUCAGCUCGGGCAUCAACGGGAGCUUUCUGGUGCGGGAGAGCGAGAGCAGCCCCGGCCAGAGGUCCAUUUCUCUGCGCUACGAGGGGAGGGUCUACCAUUACAGGAUUAACACAGCGUCCGACGGCAAGAACCUCUUUCUCCUGCAGCUGUACGUCUCGUCGGAGAGCCGCUUCAACACGCUGGCGGAGCUGGUGCACCACCAUUCCACGGUGUCCGACGGCCUCAUCACCACGCUGCACUACCCGGCGCCGAAGCGCAACAAGCCCACCAUCUACGGAGUCUCUCCCAACUACGAUAAGUGGGAGAUGGAACGCACCGACAUCACCAUGAAGCACAAGCUGGGAGGGGGCCAGUACGGGGAGGUGUACGAGGGGGUUUGGAAGAAGUACAACCUCACCGUGGCUGUCAAGACGCUAAAGGAGGAUACAAUGGAGGUGGAGGAGUUUCUUAAGGAGGCAGCUGUCAUGAAAGAGAUCAAACAUCCCAACCUGGUACAACUUUUGGGUGUGUGCACACGGGAACCACCGUUCUACAUUAUAACAGAGUUCAUGACCCAUGGUAACCUACUAGACUACCUGAGGGAGUGCAACAGAGAGGAGGUCAAUGCAGUGGUGCUGCUCCACAUGGCCACACAGAUCUCCUCCGCUAUGGAGUACCUGGAGAAAAAAAACUUUAUACACAGGGACUUGGCUGCCCGUAACUGUCUGGUCGGGGAGAACCACCUGGUAAAGGUUGCGGACUUCGGCCUGAGCCGGCUAAUGACUGGAGAUACCUACACGGCUCACGCCGGGGCCAAGUUCCCCAUCAAGUGGACCGCUCCGGAGAGUCUGGCCUACAACAAGUUCUCCAUUAAAUCCGAUGUCUGGGCAUUUGGUGUGCUGCUGUGGGAGAUUGCUACCUACGGCAUGUCUCCCUACCCGGGCAUUGACCUGUCCCAGGUGUACGAGCUGUUGGAGAAAGACUACCGCAUGGACCGACCAGAGGGCUGCCCCGAGAAGGUCUACGAUCUCAUGUGGGACUGCUGGAGGUGGAACCCCUCAGAACGUCCGUCUUUUGCUGAGACACACCAAGCUUUCGAGACCAUGUUCCAGGAGUCGAGCAUCUCGGACGAGGUGGAAAAGGAACUCGGCAAAAAAGGGAAGAAGGCAACAUUAGGUCCCACCCAGAAGGCUCCAGAGCUGCCCACCAAAACAAGAACUCUCCGCAAAAACAUGGAUAACCGGGAUGGAGACAGUCCAGACCCACUGGAGCCGGACGUGGCUGUGCCGUCACCCAUGCUCCCCAGGAAGGAGCGUACCUUCCUGGACAGCAACCUGAAUGAGGACGACCGCUUGAUACCCAAAGACAAGGACAAGACUCGAGGCAGUGGCUUUCUCAGUCUCAUAAAGAAAAAGAAAAAGAAUGCUCCAGCUCCACCCAAACGCAGCUCCUCCUUCAGAGAGAUGGACAUCCACCCCGACAGGCGGGGCACCACUUCAGAUCUCCGGGACGGCGACGGCUUCAACAACGGCGCCUCUCUGGCCGUCAAUGACAUCACGCAAGGCCUCGACUCGGCAAAGUUCCUGAGUAACAACAACGGGGCGGGGGGCAUCACCAACGGGGCUCCCACCUACCCGGGACCUUUGUUUCCCCGGAAGAAGGGAGCUCCUGCAGUGCCCGGCCCCGGAGGGAAAGCGGCAACUACGCCGCCAAGUGAGGAAGAGUCGUCCAUGUCCAACUCGAAGCGCUUCCUCUGGUCCUCCAGCAUGCCGACUGGCAGGGACGGCACUGAAUGGAAGUCUGUCACACUGCCGCGAGACCUCGGCCAGCGCCACUUUGACUCGGGCACCUUUGGGGGCAAGCCCGCUCUGCCCCGCAAGAGAACCAGUGAGCAAAAAGGGGAGACCGCCCCUCGAAAGGGCACCCUGACUCCCCCGCCGCGCCUGAACACCUUAUCGGACGUGCCGUCGCCCGAUCCGAGUUCGGGUUCCAGUCCCCAGGCGUUGACGCCGAAGGUGGUCGGGAGGCCGGGGCUGCCGGGCUUGGAGAACUCCAGGACCAGCGCUCUCCACGCCGAGCUUCUCAAGCCCAACGUGUUCCCCGCCUUGGGGGCAGCUGGAGAGGAGUGCAGGGCCCGCCGACACCGGCACCUUGGGGACCCUUCGUCGGCCAGGGAGAGAGCAAAGUUACAGAAACCCAAGCCGGCUCCGCCUCCGCCACCCGCCAAUGCCAAAUCGGGCAAGAUGUCCCGCAGCCCCACUCAAGAUCUGCCCUCGCCCUCCACCUCCGAGAGCAAAGCUAAGGGCCUCCCCUCUCUGUCGGAGCCCCACCACGCCACGACCACGGUCAGUGACCAAGCCCGCUCGCCCCUCAGUGAGGGCUCCAAGAAGCUGCCCCCGGGCUCCACCUCCAAACCUCAGCCGUUAAAGACCCCCACUUCGGUGACCACCUCCCUCUCCAGCCCGGGCGACCUCAGCUCGACCCCCGCUUUCAUCCCCUUGGUGGACACCCGACGCUCCCUUCGCAAGACGGCGCCGCGCCAGGCCUCCGAGCGCACCCCCAACUCGGCCGUGACGCGCAACAUGGUGCUCGAGGGCGUCGAGCUGCUUCGCGCCGCCAUUUGCCGCAACUCUGAGCAGACGGGUAGCCACAGCGCCGUGCUGGAGGCCGGCAAGAACCUGUCCAAGUACUGCUGGAGCUACGUGGACUCCAUACAGCAGAUGAGGAACAAGUUUACCUUUCGCGAGGCCAUCACCAAGCUGGAGAACAGCCUGCGCGAGCUGCAGAUCUGCCCCACCACCACGGGGGGCGCCAGCGCCCAGCAGGACUUCAGCAAGCUGCUGUCCUCCGUCAAAGAGAUCGGGGACAUUGUUCAGAGGUAGCGCAGCAACAACAACAAAAAAAAAGGACCCCAACUACCAAGAUAUAAAACUGACACGAACUGUAUCUGUAGCUUUUAUGUCUGCGAGCACAAACUGCGGCAGCCGGCUUGUGCUGGAGGUCAGAGGUGAAAGGCCCCGUGAGAGCAGCACUCUGAAACCCUUUCAGGCUGCGUGUCACUGUGGCUUGAACCCCUCCGUCGACGACGUCUGUAAAAUUGAAAAAGCCUUAACCACGAAAGAACAGUUUCUUUGGCCUUUUUGCCAGAGGCGAGGGGCCCCGGUAUUUCAUCAACAUGACUUUUCAGCAAUCAUUUUUGAAAUGAUCAUGUCUUAUGUAUUCUAGUUGUGUUUUGUCCCUUUAUCGAUGACGGCUUGUGAUAUUUGUUUCCACCACUGUUAGUGUUUUUUGUUUUGAUCGACGCCAGUGACAAUGAGCAAAAACAAAACCCUCAACCUCAAAAGUUCUAAUGAAGCCUUUUUAAGACAAAAAAAAAUGAUGUCAUAGUUUCCAUUGUCAGCUUCUGGAAUCCCAGUGUUAGAACCCCGACGCCUCUGUCCAACACGUCCCAUCAUUUUGCAAUCAAAGUGCCACUGAUUGUCCCGUACGAGUAGAAUGCUUCUCGUGCCAUAAAGUAACAACGGGAGCAAACGAAUGAGGCUGAUGGCCUCAGUCUCUUUGGUAACAUAGUGCCUUAAAACGCCAUUGAUGGAGCUUUACGCAUGUUGAUUUGUUUAUCGGAUGUGUGAUUGUCAUACCAAAAAACCUUUUGUCUCCGGUUCGUACUGGAGAGGGGACCAGGGUGCAUGAUCUGCUACUCAGCUGAUCCGACUGUUUUGUCGUCCUAGGACUUGUCUUAUUUUUAUUCAACUGAUCCAACUUUGUCACCAAAAGCCAUCAGUAGCGGCUCGGCCUUGCAGCAGCACGCUGUCCGACCUGUGAGGAGGGGAGGGAGGGGUCACAGGCGGAGUUUUUCUUCUGGCCGUUGAGAGAAGCCGUGUCAGAGGGCUCAUGUCACAGGGCCUUAAAUGCUGUUUGAGGCCUUUUUUCCCACCCCAGCAGAAAACAAUUAAAUAUAUAUGUAUAUACAUAUAUAUAUCCUGGGGGAAACACUGGACUGAAAUGUUUAUGGAGCCUUCACCUGCUGUCCUACGAGAGUGAGAAGCUGACCAUAAGAGUAGUAGAAGCCUUAGAUUCCACUGUAACGUCACACGUUCCUGAAUGCUCGUCAGUGACAGUGGGACACGCUCAGUGUUCGUGCUGUAAUCCACAGCCCAUGCGCCCGAUCCGACUGCGAUGCCUGUCCACACAAGUCAGCUGCCUUGACUUCCACAUGGUACUGUCAGUGUUGGCUCUUUAUUUUAUAUUCUGCUCCGUAUCACCAUACCACUACUCAUCUUUAAUGUCAAAGCCUCUUCACCAAUUUG
Molecule: messenger RNA, 5541 nt
Organism: Pungitius pungitius (ninespine stickleback)
Lineage: Eukaryota; Metazoa; Chordata; Actinopteri; Perciformes; Gasterosteidae
Gene: abl1
Product: c-abl oncogene 1, non-receptor tyrosine kinase
Exons: 12
Coding region: 589-4116 (1175 amino acids)
Biological process (GO): regulation of apoptotic process; protein phosphorylation
Molecular function (GO): ATP binding; protein binding; non-membrane spanning protein tyrosine kinase activity
Source: RefSeq, a predicted model, not a curated record